Hirsutella rhossiliensis is the source of this 492-nucleotide messenger RNA. Its product is annotated as plectin/S10 domain-containing protein. Lineage: Eukaryota; Fungi; Ascomycota; Sordariomycetes; Hypocreales; Ophiocordycipitaceae. The record is from RefSeq and is a predicted model, not a curated record. The transcript is spliced from 3 exons. Gene Ontology annotation, molecular function: structural constituent of ribosome; RNA binding. Gene Ontology annotation, cellular component: cytosolic small ribosomal subunit. The coding region runs from base 1 to 492 and encodes 163 amino acids.
AUGUUGAUUCCCAAGGCUGAUCGCAAGAAGAUCCACGAGUACCUCUUCCGCGAGGGCGUGCUCGUGGCCCAGAAGGACUUCAACCUCCCCAAGCACCCCGACAUCGACACCAAGAACCUCUUCGUCAUCAAGGCCUGCCAGUCUCUCAACUCUCGGGGCUAUGUCAAGACUCAGUUCUCGUGGCAAUACUACUACUACACGCUGACCCCCGAGGGUCUCGACUACCUCCGCGAAUGGCUUCACCUCCCCGCCGAGAUCGUUCCUGCCACCCACAUCAAGCAGCAGCGGUCGCACGCCCCUCCCCGUGGCAUGCUCGGCGAGGGCGAGCGUGAGCGCAGGCCGUUUGGCCGUGGCCGUGGCGACCGCGGCGACCGCGAGGGCGGAUACCGAAGACGGGAUGCUGGCGAUGGCAAGGAGGGCGGUGCUCCGGGCGAGUUUGCUCCUCAAUUCCGUGGUGGCUUUGGCCGUGCUCGCGGAGCUCCCCCCUCAUAA